Molecule: messenger RNA, 450 nt
Organism: Strongylus vulgaris
Lineage: Eukaryota; Metazoa; Nematoda; Chromadorea; Rhabditida; Strongylidae
Source: the annotation of a GenBank genome assembly
AUGGAACUAGAGGGCCCUUCAAUCGCGGAGACGUCCUUUUACAAAGAUCUUGGAUGUUCGAUGAAUAUGGAGAACGUUCCAAAGGAAGUCACAAACCAGCUAACGGAUCCAGAGCUCCGAGCAGUCCUGUUCGAUUCACCGUUUCCCUUGCGCUCUGUUAUCCACCAGCGACCUGCUCUGACACUAUGGCUACGUCAAAGGCUCAACAAUCCACAGUGGCUGGAUCGAGAAGGACAUACAACAAUGGACACUAAGAACUCUGAAAGGGCUACCUCGCAAAACAAAACGCCCUCGAGGGAGGCCACCGACCAGAUUGGCUCACGUCAAGCACUGAUGGACCGGCUCAAGUUCAAGUGGGUAACGAAUAAUGGACCUGGACCUCGCGAGCGUCGUCGCUGCAGUUUAAAACCAAUGUUGUGGAUGACGCUAGCAAGAGACAGAAACGGAUGA